Molecule: messenger RNA, 741 nt
Organism: Thermothelomyces thermophilus ATCC 42464
Lineage: Eukaryota; Fungi; Ascomycota; Sordariomycetes; Sordariales; Chaetomiaceae
Exons: 4
Coding region: 1-741 (246 amino acids)
Source: RefSeq, a predicted model, not a curated record
AUGGCGGAGGUUCCAGCAUUCACUCAAGAAACGUCCGCCCUGCGUCGCAUCGACCUGGGAGACGUACCUGGGUACAUUCCUCGCGAGCUAGACAAUGCCAAGAUCUUGACUGCCGCGGUGCUACGAGGCUCGCAAAUCCGGGUAUCGUCCAGAAAUAUAGUAGAAGAACAAACCUCUCUGAGUUCCCAUGCGCCGGGGCAUCCGGUUGGAGAUCUACACGGUUAUCUGUCGUGUCCCCUGCCGCCCAUCAUUCCCCAUCACCGCGAUCAACACUGGCGGCGAUCACGGCCGAACCGAACCGUUCAGGCUGUCACGGCUGUUCAAGAGGUGCAAGGUGUGGCCGCCCAUAGCCGCACUCAAGCGCCGUUGAUCCGGCCGUUAACCGCCUGUAGAAGAAGGGGUGCGAGGCGAUAUUGGCCAAGAAGCUUGGCGUUUUCUCUAGAUUGUUCUCCGGGCCACCCCAGCGACAAUGUUACUAUGUAUGAUACGCUGGUGGUGUGGUCCAUUCGCAAAUUCUUCCCUUGCUCAACUCCAUUGGGCCAAGGAGCCAAGGUAGCCCUGUUCCGCGGCAGUGAGCGAAACAAGCGUUGCCCAGAGGUCGUCAUGCAUCCGAAACGACCCCUUCGCCGUUCUGGUGCCGGAGGGUUGGAUUGGGUAAAAAGCGGGUCAUCUGUAACACCACGCGAUAUUCCUCAGAGCUACUCCCUACUGGAUACGGGUAUCUCGGAGCCUGCCAUUUAG